ACGUAAUCUCUAGAUGCCUCUUCCACGUGCCGAGGCGGCUGAUCAGCCUGCCUCGUGCCUGGCACUCAGGGCCAGCGGGCAGCCCCCGAACGGCAGCCAGUGAUGCUUUUGGGUCAUCCCUCCCUCAGGUGGGCAGCCCCCAACAGAAACCCAAGCGCCUGCGCCUGGUGGUGGAUGUGUCUGGCAGCAUGUACCGCUUCAACGGGGUGGACGGCCGGCUCAAGCGCUCGAUGGAAGCCGUGUGCAUGGUCAUGGAGGCGUUCGAGAACUAUGAGGAGAAGUUCAAGUAUGACAUCGCUGGACACUCUGGAGAUGGCUACAACAUUGAUCUGGUUCCAAUUAACAAAAUCCCCAAGGACAAUAAGCAAAGACUAGAAAUUCUGAAGACAAUGCACGCCCACGCUCAGUUCUGCAUGAGUGGGGACCACACGUUAGAGGGGACAAAACAUGCCAUCAAGGACAUCGUCAAAGAGGAAGCUGAUGAGUACUUUGUCAUAGUCUUGAGUGAUGCCAACCUGUCACGCUAUGGAAUACAUCCUGCCAAGUUUGCCCAGAUCCUGACAAGCAACCCCCAAGUAAAUGCUUUCGCCAUUUUUAUUGGAUCUUUAGGUGAUCAAGCAACCAGGCUUCAGAGGACUCUACCAGCUGGCCGGUCUUUCGUUGCCAUGGAUACCAAGGACAUCCCCCAGAUUUUACAGCAGAUUUUCACCUCCACCAUGUUGUCUGGUGUUUAAGAAGCACCCUUUAUCCCCCGAUGACCCUGGGGUUUGGAAUAAGAUAGGAAGAAAGAGCAUUUGGAAGAAAAGAAAGCAUCUCUAAAGGGCCCCCCGUGUGAUGACUGGACAGUUCUGGCAUUUCUGGGCCUUCCUGCGCUUGCUCUGUAAUCAGAAUUCAAAGAAGCAACCAGCGUGAGGCUCAUGAAAGGAAAUCUCCAACCACUGGUGGAUUUACAAGUCAUUAGAAGCAGCGAGUCGACCUGCAUUUAAUGAAAAGUCCGCGUUAAAAGAAGGUGGCUUGAGAACCAUGGUGCGUGGCCUGUGUCCAAAAACCUGAAGGAGAGAGGGAGGGCACCUUGGUUUUGCCUUAACAAGAUCAUUUGUGAUCACCUAGGAUAAAAAAGGACCCCAGCCAACGAAGGCUGGGACACCACCUUCUGACACGAAAAUCCAGGUCUGUGCAAAACCACGCAACCGGCUUCUGUUGGAUAAUUAUUUUUAUUUCCCCUCCCCUGCUCUGUCGGGCCCAACAAUGACUUUAUAGUUUAACUCACUGAAAAGUCCUUUCAACCGCAGUAUUUUAUAAAAGGAUGGGUUUUCUCAGUAAUUGCAUUUCCUUAGCCCAAACCGAAAGGAAUCAAAAGAUCCUAGGAUGGCUUCCUUUCCCACAUUACUUUUAAAAGCCUUCUUAAGUAAUAAAGAGCCAGUGUCCUAUUCUGCCUGCUGCUGGGAAUGGAAGGAUAAGGGGCAUCUGGCCUUGAGUUUCC
Messenger RNA from Sus scrofa (pig), 1483 nucleotides. The record is from RefSeq and is a predicted model, not a curated record. NCBI's taxonomy places the organism in Eukaryota, Metazoa, Chordata, Mammalia, Artiodactyla, Suidae.